This is a messenger RNA of Dictyostelium discoideum AX4, 954 nucleotides long. RefSeq names its product brix domain-containing protein (gene bxdc5). The coding region runs from base 1 to 954 and encodes 317 amino acids. Gene Ontology annotation, molecular function: rRNA binding; rRNA primary transcript binding. The transcript is spliced from 2 exons. Lineage: Eukaryota; Evosea; Eumycetozoa; Dictyosteliales; Dictyosteliaceae. Gene Ontology annotation, biological process: rRNA processing. The record is from RefSeq and is a predicted model, not a curated record.
AUGGUAAAACCAAAAAAAGAAGUUGAUAAAGAUGAUUUAACAAAAGAAGAAUUAAAAUUAAGAAGAUCACCAACAGAUAUAAAAUGUAAAGCCAAAAGGGUUUUAUUAGUACAAAAACUUCAAGCAGCAAAGAAAACUGCAAGAGAAAAAGCAAGAAAACAAAGAAAGAAAGAAAGAGAGAUAUUAGGUGAUGCAGCACCAGCCAAAGAAGUACCAAGAACCAUUGAAUCUAUGAGAAGAGCUGAUGAAACCAUUGUAGAUACAGAGAAUGAUAAAGAAUUUGAAGAAGAAAUUAAUAAGGAUGAAUUUGAAUCCUAUUUCGAUGGUAGAGUACCAAAGAUUGUAGUAACCACAAAUCAAAGAUCAACUAAAGAAGCCGUUGAGUUUGCUCAAGUAUUUACUAAACUUUUACCAAAUUGUGAAUUCUUUCAUCGUAGAAAAUAUCAUUUAAAAGAAAUCGUUCAAUUUUGUAAUAAUAGAGAUUAUACUGAUAUUAUUGUUGUAAAUGAAACAAAAGGAAUUAUAGAUGAAUUAACAAUUUCACAUUUACCAAAUGGACCAACAGCAGUAUUUAGAUUAACAAAUUUAGUUAUGCCAGAGGAUAUACCAGGUGGUGGUGAAAUGACAUCACAUAAAGCAGAAUUAAUUGUUAAUAAUUUUACAACACGUUUAGGUCAUUCAAUUGGUAGAAUGUUUGCAUCAAUGUUUGCACAAGAUCCAAAUUUUAAAGGUCGUAGAGUUUGUACACUUCAUAAUCAACGUGAUUUCAUAUUUUUUAGACAACAUCGUUAUAUUUUCGAAUCAAAAGAAGAUGCAAACGUACAAGAAUUAGGACCACGUUUCACUUUAAAAUUAAAAUCACUUCAAAAAGGUUCUUUCAAUACUUCAACUGGUGAAUAUAUUCAUCUUCAUCAACAUAAUAUGGAUGUUGAUAGAAAGAAAUUUGUUUUAUAA